AUGGAUGCUAAAAUUGACCCGCUUGAGGGGCUCGACCUUGAUGACAGCCACAACAUCGCUAUUUUGACAGUUACUUCUGUCUUCUUCGGUAUUUCGCUGGUGAGCGUUAUGCUAAGGUGUUUCGUUCGCACCCAAGUGGUUCGUGCCUGGGGUUGGGAUGAUGGAACUAUGGUAAUAGCUAUGGCGCUCAAUACGGCCUUCGCCCUCUGCGGAAUCUUCGGAUGUAAAUACGGCUUCGGGAGAGAAAUGGGUUACUUCAUCCUGCACCCAGACGACCUCCACCGCGCAAUGCUGUGUUGGUGGCUAGGCCAACAAUUUUACGUAUUAACCUGCGUCGUCGCUAAAAUCUCUAUCAUCAUCGCCCUUCUCCGAAUCACCAUCUCUCGUGUCCACGCCUACAUCCUCUACGCCGCUAUGGCCCUGGCCACCGUCAUUGGUCUCCUCUUCUUCUUCUUCACCAUAUUCCAAUGCUCCCCCGUCGACUAUUUCUGGAACCGCGCACAGCCUAACGCUCAUGGCUCGUGCAUCAGUAAAAACCUCCUCAUGAGUAUCGCGUACUUGUAUAGUGCCGGCGCCGCUAUAACCGACCUUACUAUUGGAUUCCUUCCGGUGGCGUUGAUCUGGGACUUGCAUAUGAAUCGCCGCACUAAGGUUGCCGUUGUCGCUGUUCUGGGUAUCGGCUGCAUUGCGAGUGCUGCGGUUAUCAUUCGCAUCCCCUACAUCCCCACUUACAAAAGCCCAGACUUCCUCUACACCACUUACCAACUCUCUAUAUGGUCCAACAUCGAAGCAGGAAUCGGCAUCACGGCCGGCUGUCUAAUAACCUUGCGACCCUUGGUCCGCUUCUUGCGCGAUAGCUCCUCCGAUGCCACACCAAACUCAUAUCCUCUACCUAACAAGGUUGCCGGCGGCUUCCACCGUUCUGCGGCAUCAAAGCAGAUAUCCGCUGAUGACGCGCACCAGCUCUGGACUGAUAGAGGGACUGACAAAUACCGCGGCGUCACUACCACUAUCUCCGGAGCUCGCCAAAAACAACUUAGUUCCAGCGAGGAGGCCCUGGCUCCAUAUAGUAAUGACCCCAAUUCUCCGGGGUGGAUGGUGGAGAGGGCUGUUCACGUGUCCUAUUCAUGA
Molecule: messenger RNA, 1131 nt
Organism: Penicillium verrucosum
Lineage: Eukaryota; Fungi; Ascomycota; Eurotiomycetes; Eurotiales; Aspergillaceae
Product: putative integral membrane protein
Exons: 5
Coding region: 1-1131 (376 amino acids)
Source: RefSeq, a predicted model, not a curated record